Messenger RNA from Mycena indigotica, 1830 nucleotides. RefSeq lists its product as uncharacterized. NCBI's taxonomy places the organism in Eukaryota, Fungi, Basidiomycota, Agaricomycetes, Agaricales, Mycenaceae. The coding region runs from base 43 to 1830 and encodes 595 amino acids. The record is from RefSeq and is a predicted model, not a curated record. The transcript is spliced from 6 exons.
CAUCCACGGACCACCACCCACACCACCCACACCCACAGUCAAAUGCUUUUCCUCGACAUGCUAGGCGACGGUCACCCAACCGAAAGCAACGCUCCGAGUCUUCAACCUUGUGAGCAUGAGCGUCCUUCGAGUACUAGUGACUCGCAACAGUUUUAUGUCCUCGGUGCAAAUCUAAAGCAUUCGCCACCGGAUUAUUUUCAACGAAUUGCGGCACUAAGGUUCGAAUCCUAUGAAACGCAGCCUCGAGUCAACGACUCGGAUGUGGUCUACACGUACUUGGAGCCCGUCGUGGCCAUCUGCAACAAAUAUCUACUCAAACAACCUUCUGCGCGCUUUACUUACGAAACUGAACUUAUCGAAGACCAACAACUCACGAGAGUGUAUCUGCAAGACACCGACCGUAAGCGGCUGCAUCUUAUGUUUUAUUGCGCUCCCAAAGGAAAAAUUUGCUGGGCAGGCUUCCAGUCUGAGCCACUAGACAAGUACUACAUUACAUGCAACAAGAUAACAGAGCUCCUGGAAAAGCAUCAUGAUGAAUUCUUCGAAGAACGCCCCCAGUUUAUUGCUGUGACCGAUAUGGACAGAAUUCUCAUACUUACCGGCAUCACCAUUUACGAUUAUUAUCGAAGGACCAGCCUCGACACUUAUGCACUUGCGCCAGGUCGUCAAUCUCUGCGGCAUGCGCUAUGUCUUCUGCUGUGCCAGGCGGAGGAGUGUGAUCUGAAUACAAACGCGUGGCCGAAGUUCCUCCAAGGUGCACUGAACGACUCGGACCCGGACCUAGAACUCCCAUCAAAGCAGCAAUAUAGAGCCUUUCGCGACUUCGAUCGCUUCACACUACAAAGAAGUAUCCCUUAUCUUAAUCACUUCCUCGGAUGGAAGAAUAAAGAGUCUGAGCGACUAGGAACACCUUUUGUGGUCCCGGGGACGGUGCUGGACGUCGAUGUCGAUGCUUUCAUACGAGACGAGAGUCUAUGGCGGUCUCUAUUUCCAAAUCCAGCGGUUCCUCCUAGCACCAAAGAGUUUGUUGGUCGGAAUCCGCGUCAACGUCUUCACGAUGUGGACCAAAUAUUGUCUCUAGCAGCUGAACAACAUAUCCAAUUCCAAGUGACGGAUGUGAUUCGACAUAAACCUGAUACCUACUCACAAGUCUUCUUUGGUAUCCUUAGCACAAACGGUUCUGUUUCCGCGCGAAUAUGUCUCAAGGUCUUUCUUGACGUCCUCUUUCCGAUCGACGCUGCAAUGCUUGCCGAGGACUUCAAGGAGGAGGCUAUGUUGCGUUUAAGCUCAUUGCAGUACCCAGAAAACAUAGUCAGACGAGAAGAGGCUGCAUACGCGCGGCUCACAGAACAUCAGGGAACAAUGAUUCCCCAUUGUUAUGGCUUCCAUCGGUUUACACUCCCAGGCAAAUUCACAGCAUACGGUGCCUUGCUUGAAAUUAUCCCUGGGCCAACACUGGCUCAGAUCGACACUUCUACUUGGAGUGAUUGUGCUGCUGCCAAACGUGGAUUUGCGCAACAUGCCAGAGAGUGCCUUCGAACGCUAUCGUACGCCGGUAUCGAUCAGGCAGACUUCCACUGCGGCCAGAUUAUUCUUCCCGACGGACCCGAUUAUCGACCGGGGCGCGACAGCGUGGUGUUCAUUGACUUUGGGUUUGCUUACCCGCGUCUCGGAGACGAGCAGCGACCUGGUAUUGCCUCAUCGAUGCUAACCAACUCGGAGAGUAGGCUCACUCUGCAGUAUGACAUUGUUGGCAAGCAUUGCGAAAUCAGCAGAGCAGUUUACCGACCGCUCUUCCGCCAAGAGACAUUCCAUUGGAAUGAAUGGUAA